AUGGACGAACUUCUCUUUAAAGUGGCAGAGGAUGUCAAAAACUUUUGCGUUAUUUACGUGGUGGAUACAACGGAAGUGCCUGAUUUCACGACGAUGUACGAGUUGUAUGACCCUGUAACAGUGAUGUUCUUCUACCGGAACAAACACAUGAUGAUUGACCUUGGUACGGGGAACAACAACAAAAUCAACUGGGCCAUGAACAAUAAACAAGAACUCAUUGACAUUAUUGAAUGCAUCUAUAGAGGAGCAAGAAAAGGCCGAGGUCUGGUAAUUUCCCCCAAGGAUUACUCAACAAAAUACCGCUACUGA
Molecule: messenger RNA, 309 nt
Organism: Eimeria maxima
Lineage: Eukaryota; Apicomplexa; Conoidasida; Eucoccidiorida; Eimeriidae
Product: mitosis protein, putative
Exons: 4
Coding region: 1-309 (102 amino acids)
Biological process (GO): mRNA splicing, via spliceosome
Cellular component (GO): U4/U6 x U5 tri-snRNP complex; U5 snRNP; spliceosomal complex
Source: RefSeq, a predicted model, not a curated record